Messenger RNA from Gigantopelta aegis, 2526 nucleotides. RefSeq lists its product as uncharacterized. The record is from RefSeq and is a predicted model, not a curated record. The transcript has 11 exons. Lineage: Eukaryota; Metazoa; Mollusca; Gastropoda; Neomphalida; Peltospiridae. Bases 1 to 2526 code for a protein of 841 amino acids.
AUGAGAUUAACUGAACCAGCCCUUAACAGUGUAACACCAGAAGAGAAAGCCUCCGUGAUACAGGAAGAGAAAGCCUCGUUUGUGGUGGCUGUACUUACCAGUGUGAUACAGGAAGAAAAAGCCUCGUUUGUAGUGGCUGUACUUACCAGCGUGAUACCAGAAGAGAAAGCCUCGUAUGUUGUGUCUCUACUUACCAGCACGGUACCGGAAGAGAAAGCCUCGUUUGUAGUGGCUGUACUUACCAGCGUGAUACCGGAAGAGAAAGCCUCGUUUGUAGUGGCUGUACUUAUCAGCGUAAUACCGGAAGAGAAAGCCUCCGUGAUACCAGAAGAGAAAGCCUCGUUUGUUGUAGCUGUACUUACCAGCACGGUACCGGAAGAGAAAGCCUCGUUUGUAGUGGCUGUACUUACCAGCGUGAUACAGGAAGAGAAAGCCUCGUUUGUGGUGACUGUAAUUACCAGCGUGAUACCGGAAGAGAAAGCCUCGUUUGUAGUGGCUGUACUUACCAGCGUGAUACUGGAAGAGAAAGCCUCGUUUAUAGUGGCUGUACUUACCAGCGUGAUACCGGAAGAGAAAGCCUCGUUUGUUGUAGCUGUACUUACCAGAACGGUACCGGAAGAGAAAGCCUCGUUUGUAGUGGCUGUACUUACCAACGUGAUACCGGAAGAGAAAGACUCCGUGAUACCGGAAGAGAAAGCCUCGUUUGUUGUAGCUGUACUUACCAGCACGGUACCGGAAGAGAAAGCCUCGUUUGUAGUGGCUGUACUUACCAGCGUGAUACAGGAAGAGAAAGCCUCGUUUGUGGUGACUGUAAUUACCAGCGUGAUACAGGAAGAGAAAGCCUCGUUUGUGGUGACUGUAAUUACCAGCGUGAUACCGGAAGAGAAAGCCUCGUUUGUGGUGGCUGUACUUACCAGCGUGAUACAGGAAGAGAAAGCCUCGUUUGUGGUGACUGUAAUUACCAGCGUGAUACCGGAAGAGAAAGCCUCCACGGUACCGGAAGAGAAAGCCUCGUUUGUAGUGGCUGUACUUACCAGCGUGAUACAGGAAGAGAAAGCCUCGUUUGUGGUGACUGUAAUUACCAGCGUGAUACCGGAAGAGAAAGCCUCGUUUGUGGUGGCUGUACUUACCAGCGUGAUACAGGAAGAGAAAGCCUCGUUUGUGGUGACUGUAAUUACCAGCGUGAUACCGGAAGAGAAAGCCUCCGUGAUACAGGAAGAGAAAGCCUCGUUUGUAGUGGCUGUACUUACCAGCACGGUACCGGAAGAGAAAGCCUCGUUUGUAGUGGCUGUACUUACCAGCGUGAUACCGGAAGAGAAAGCCUCGUUUGUUGUGGCUGUACUUAUCAGCACGGUACCAGAAGAGAAAGCCUCGUUUGUAGUGGCUGUACUUACCAGCGUGAUACAGGAAGAGAAAGCCUCGUUUGUGGUGACUGUAAUUACCAGCGUGAUACCGGAAGAGAAAGCCUCGUUUGUGGUGGUUGUACUUACCAGCGUGAUACCGGAAGAGAAAGCCUCCGUGAUACCGGAAGAGAAAGCCUCGUUUGUAGUGGCUGUACUUACCAGUGUGAUACAGGAAGAGAAAGCCUCGUUUGUAGUGGCUGUACUUACCAGCACGGUACCGGAAGAGAAAGCCUCGUUUGUAGUGGCUGUACUUACCAGCGUGAUACCGGAAGAGAAAGCCUCGUUUGUUGUGGCUGUACUUAUCAGCACGGUACCAGAAGAGAAAGCCUCGUUUGUAGUGGCUGUACUUACCAGCGUGAUACAGAAAGAGAAAGCCUCGUUUGUGGUGACUGUAAUUACCAGCGUGAUACCGGAAGAGAAAGCCUCGUUUGUGGUGGUUGUACUUACCAGCGUGAUACCGGAAGAGAAAGCCUCCACGGUACCGGAAGAGAAAGCCUCGUUUGUUGUGGCUGUACUUACCAGCGUGAUACCGGAAGAGAAAGCCUGGUUUGUAGUGGCUGUACUUACCAGCGUGAUACAGGAAGAGAAAGCCUCGUUUGUAGUGGCUGUACUUACCAGCGUGAUACAGGAAGAGAAAGCCUCCGUGAUACAGGAAGAGAAAGCCUUGAUUGUGGUGGCUGUACUUACCAGCACGGUACCGGAAGAGAAAGCCUCGUUUGUAGUGGCUGUACUUACCAGCACGAUACAGGAAGAGAAAGCCUCAUUUGUGGUGGCUGUACUUACCAGCACGAUACAGGAAGAGAAAGCCUCCGUGAUACAGGAAGAGAAAGCCUCGUUUGUGGUGGCUGUACUUACCAGCACGGUACCGGAAGAGAAAGCCUCGUUUGUAGUGGCUGUACUUACCAGCACGAUACAGGAAGAGAAAGCCUCGUUUGUGGUGGCUGUACUUACCAGCACGAUACAGGAAGAGAAAGCCUCGUUUGUGGUGGCUGUACUUACCAGCACGAUACAGGAAGAGAAAGCCUCGUUUGUGGUGGCUGUACUUACCAGCACGAUACAGGAAGAGAAAGCCUCGUUUGUAGUGGCUCGUGAUACAUACCGGAAGAGAAAGCCUCGUUUGUAG